This is a messenger RNA of Encephalitozoon hellem ATCC 50504, 1530 nucleotides long. RefSeq names its product dead box helicase. Lineage: Eukaryota; Fungi; Microsporidia; Unikaryonidae. Bases 1 to 1530 code for a protein of 509 amino acids. Gene Ontology annotation, molecular function: ATP binding; RNA binding; RNA helicase activity. The transcript has a single exon. The record is from RefSeq and is a predicted model, not a curated record.
AUGAAAUUGGAGUUAACUGUAGUAGAAGAGGGAGGCCGAGGAGGAUCCAACGAGUUUGAUAGAGGAAGGGCAUCGAAGAGGUUGUUAUGGGCAAGCAAUGAUUCUGUAAGCCAAAGGGGUUCUGAGGCGAAGAAGGAGAAGGGUAGAGGUGUUCAGCCGAGGAAUCUGUGCAAGGGAAAUAUCACAUCUGAAGGUGAGAGACGCGAAGCAGCAGAGAGAGGACCUAGGAGUGUGGAUGAAGCAGUAGUGGUGGAGGAUGAGGACAGUAAAGUAAAGACGAGUGAGAAAGUGAAGACACUAAAUACCUUCAAGGAGCUCUGCUCCCAAACUUUGGUGGAUGCGCUCGGGAAGGAAUACAUUGUCCCGACGACGAUACAGAGGUACUGCAUACCGUCGAUGAUUGAGGGGCGGAAUCUGAUUUGUAGGGCACCUACUGGGAUGGGAAAGACCAUGUGUUUUUUGAUCCCGAUCAUAGAAAGAUAUCAGCAAAUGAAAAAGCCGCAGGCGUGCAUUAUUUCGCCGACAAGGGAACUCUGCGAACAAAUUCGAGCCGAGGCGUCUAAGCUUGUAUCUGGAAGCAGGAUCAAGGUUGUGUCGAUUUAUGGUAAAAAGCAAGACCUUCCCAGCUAUGCGGGAGUGGACAUUAUAGUUGCAACGCCUGGAAGGCUGAUAGAUCUAUUGCACAAAGAAAAGGUGGAUCUUUCUGGAGUGAGGAUGUUCGUCUUGGACGAGGCAGACAAGCUUCUGGACAUGGGGUUUGAGAUGCCGAUAAGGGAGAUCCACAAGUAUAUUCCAAAGAAUACGCAGACAUGCCUCUUCAGUGCCACAUACUCGCCAAAGUUGACACGGAUGAUAAACUACUUUCUCCCUGGGGACAAAGUGUCUAUUGAGGUGCCUUCUGAAACGCUCAAGAACAUCAAGCAGGAUAUUAUUGAAGUCCGGAACAAAAAGAGGACGCUGCUGAGCAUCCUGCAGAACUCUGACAUAAACCUUAAGGGGUCUUGGAGGAUGGAGGUUCAGCCUGACAAGGUCCUUGUAUUUGUUGAGAGAAAAAGUGAAUGUGGUGAGGUUGAGAAGGUUCUGAAGAAAAAUGGUAUUUUGUGUGUCACGUUGCAUGGAGACAAGGAGCAGUCUGACAGAAACGAGGCGCUGAAAGGAUUCCGCAACGGUAGGUUUCCUGUGAUGGUUGCGACUUCUGUAGCUGCUAGAGGUAUAGACAUUAAGGAUAUAAAGCUUGUGAUAAACUACGACAUUCCAAAGGACAUAAAGGAAUACAUCCAUAGAAUUGGGCGUACUGGGCGUGAAGGGAAGGCAGGGAAGUCCAUUUCGUUCUAUGAUAGUGGGGUGAGUGCAGACUUCAAGAAGGCAUUGAUAGAAGUCCUAAGGGAGUCCAAAAACCCGGUUCCUUCCUUUCUAUCUGACGUUGCAGAGGAUUUUGAUGCCAGGCUCCAAAGGCUAAAGAUAAGUGCGGACAAAGAGAUGUCAGAUGACGAGGAGGUAGGUCUGUGGGGAGAUGUCUCUCUUAGGUAA